AUGGCCAAUUGGCCAGAUGCUUUCAAAAGGAAUCUAGUUGACACUGCAAAUCAUGAAAUAUCUUACUUUUCUGUGAAAUUCAUUGGUCAGUCGUACAAGUUUGGGGAGAAGAUAGGCAGCUAUAUGUUUGAAGAUGACCCUGGCCUUUCUCCACAAUCUGGCUCUUGUCAAGAUCCUUCAAAGCAACAUAAAACAGCUUACCGCUGCAGGAAAUGCAGGAGAAUUAUUGCUGGGCAGGACAAUGUUGUCAGUCAUGUUCCUGGUGAGGGUGAAUCUUGCUUUGAUUGGAACCGAAGGAAGAGUGGUCAUCCAUACAACCACAAGGAACAAGAUUGCUCGUCUUUAUUUGUUGAGCCACUGAAGUGGAUGACUCCAGUAGAAGAUGAUGCUUUGGAGGGGAAGCUAUCAUGCAUCCACUGUGGAGCACGGUUAGGAUACUUCAGCUGGUCAGGAAUACAGUGCAACUGCGGCAGCUGGGCUACCCCUGCCUUCCAAAUUAUUAAGAGCAAAGUUGAUAUCAGCACCAUCUAG
Phragmites australis (common reed) is the source of this 531-nucleotide messenger RNA. Its product is annotated as probable inactive dual specificity protein phosphatase-like At4g18593. Gene Ontology annotation, molecular function: protein tyrosine/serine/threonine phosphatase activity. The record is from RefSeq and is a predicted model, not a curated record. Gene Ontology annotation, biological process: protein dephosphorylation. The transcript is spliced from 3 exons. NCBI's taxonomy places the organism in Eukaryota, Viridiplantae, Streptophyta, Magnoliopsida, Poales, Poaceae. The coding region runs from base 1 to 531 and encodes 176 amino acids.